AUGUUUAAACGGUGGCUGCUGGCCAUGACGGCCCGCGUUGGCCUCAUCCUGGCGGGCCUAUGCUGCUGCCUGUCCCUGUUCUACCUCCUGGCGUGUAAACCCGCGUCUCGCCGCAGCCAGCAGUCAUUGCCGUGGUCUGGAGGGACCACAAACAAGGAGGGAUACCUGGCCUUGUUGCAGGAGAGGGAGGACUCUCACAGACAUUACAUCAACAGCCUGACAAAGCAGAUAGCCCAGCUGAAGGAUGCUCUGCAGGAGAGGACACAGCAGCUGCAGGAGUCCCUGGAUAAAGCCAAGACCAAAGGGAUUCUGCCUCAGGGUCUGGAGAGUCUGCACAAAACCCCGACCCAGUCCGACCUGAAGGAGUUCUUCCGCUCCCAGCUGAACCAGGCGGAGGUCAACUCAGGUGCGAAGCUGUCCAGCGAAUACGCAGUGAUUCCUUUCGACACUUUGACUCUGCACAGGGUGUACCAGCUGGAGACGGGGCUGACCAGGCACCCGGAGGAGAGGCCUGUGAGGAGAGACCGCCGGGACGAGCUGAUCGGCACCGUGGAGACGGCCCUGCACGUCCUGAAUGGACCUCAGCAGCACACGGACAACACCAGGAGGAAACACACCUACUCUCCCUCGGACUUCAUAGAGGGGCUGACCCGUCUUGAGCGGGACAGAGGAACGGUCUAUGAGCUGAUGUUUAAAGGCGACGGGCCGCGGGAGUUCACGCAGCUCGUGCUCUUCAGACCCUUCGGCCCCGUGGUGAAGGUGAAGAGCGAGAGCGUGGACACUCGGAACAUCAUCAUCAACAUCAUCGUGCCUCUGUCCAAGAGGCCGGACGCAUUCAGGCAGUUCAUCAGCAACUUCAGAGAAGUUUGCAUCAAGCAGGACGGCCGGGUUCAUCUCACUGUCGUCUACUUCGGCCGGGAUCAGAUAGACCAGGUGAAAGCCGUGCUGGACCAGACCUCCAGAGAGACUCGGUUCAGGAGCUUCACUCUCAUCCAGCUGAACGAGGAGUUUUCUCGAGGUCGAGGUUUGGACGUGGGCGCCAGGGCCUGGAGGCGGAGUCAGAACGUCCUGCUCUUCUUCUGUGAUGUUGACAUCCACUUCACAGCUGACUUCCUAACAUCCUGCCGUCUCAAGGCAGAGCCUGGUAAGAAAGUGUAUUAUCCAGUUCUCUUCAGUCAGUACAACCCAUCUAUCAUCUACAGCAAUCAAACACUUCUACCCUCUAUUCAACAGCAGCUGGUGAUAAGGAAGGAAACAGGAUUCUGGAGAGACUUUGGGUUUGGCAUGACAUGUCAGUACAGGUCUGAUUUCAUCAACAUAGGCGGUUUUGACCGUAACAUUAAAGGUUGGGGGUUGGAGGACGUGCACCUGUACAGGAAGUAUCUGCACAGUAAGCUGAUGGUGAUUCGCUCUCCGUCUCGAAGCCUUUUCCACCUGUGGCACGAGAAGAACUGUGCGGACGAGCUUCCACCGGACAAAUACAAGAUGUGCAUGCAGACCAAGGCCAUGAGCGAAGCCUCGCACAGCCAGCUGGGGGAGCUCUUCUUCAAAUCAGAGAUAGAAGCUCAUCUGAACUCAAAGAAGCAGCAGAGCUGA
Molecule: messenger RNA, 1596 nt
Organism: Limanda limanda (common dab)
Lineage: Eukaryota; Metazoa; Chordata; Actinopteri; Pleuronectiformes; Pleuronectidae
Product: chondroitin sulfate N-acetylgalactosaminyltransferase 1-like
Exons: 9
Coding region: 1-1596 (531 amino acids)
Cellular component (GO): Golgi cisterna membrane
Molecular function (GO): glucuronosyl-N-acetylgalactosaminyl-proteoglycan 4-beta-N-acetylgalactosaminyltransferase activity
Source: RefSeq, a predicted model, not a curated record